Messenger RNA from Ramularia collo-cygni, 3384 nucleotides. RefSeq names its product related to Lactobacillus putative histidine protein kinase SppK. The transcript is spliced from 5 exons. The record is from RefSeq and is a predicted model, not a curated record. Bases 1 to 3384 code for a protein of 1127 amino acids. NCBI's taxonomy places the organism in Eukaryota, Fungi, Ascomycota, Dothideomycetes, Mycosphaerellales, Mycosphaerellaceae.
AUGGCGAGCAACGCGUCGUCGGCUUCGCGCUCACAGACCAGGGAGACUAGGUUCACAAGAAAGCUUCGACGCGCCACGUGGAUUCUACCCCAGACUGGCGAAGUUUCCAAACGACAAUUCACUCUCCGCGAUGCUUCGAAUCGGCUCAACGAGAGGACUCCUCUCCUGCGGGACAGGACCGAGAACUCCGACGGGAAUUCGGAGCCAAAAUCAAAUCUCCUUCUGAUCUUACUAUGGUGUCGAACCCAACUGGAGCAAUUUUGGACCUUUGCCUGCUCGCCCACCGGGCAGGGCAUCUUCAAAUGUUCCAUUGCAUAUCUUCUCGGCAGCAUGGCUACUCUUGUGCCGGCAAUUUCGAGGUUCUUUGGCAGUGGGCAGGACUCCAAGCAUAUGGUUGCUACUGUUACAGUGUAUUUUCAUGCGGCUCGAACAAUCGGCAGCAUGCACGAAGCAACAGUACUUUCCCUUGUAGCUUUCUGCUAUGCUGCUCUCAUCUCUUUUGGCAGCAUGGGCGUGUCUAUACUUUUCGCGCGGUAUGAUUUGCUCCUUGUAGGGCAUGCCAUCGUUCUGGUAGUUUUUGUCGCUGGAGGCUUUGGUUUCAUGGCCUGGGUCAAAGUGCGACUGGCCAAUCCUCUCGUCAACGUCGCAACGUCUCUGGCCUCCCUAGGUUGCAUCACUAUAUUGAUCCGCGAGGGAUCAGUUCAAGCAGGAGAAUUCUCCACACGAAGGAUCACCCAGGUGCUGGGCAUGAUCAUUCUUGGUAUGCUCAUUGCCUCACUGGUCAACUUCCUCAUUCUCCCCACGCUGGCGCGGAAGAAGCUUUCAAAGGAAAUUGAAAAGAAUACAGAUCUGCUUGGGGAGAAGCUAAUAUCCAUCACUCGAGCGUUUCUGCAUGGGCGAGAGGCUGAUCUGGAGGACGACUACUACAAGAGGCUCAACAAAGAUCACGCGGUGUCCCUCGAGGCUGUGAAGAAGAAUCUGAUCGAAGCGAAACGAGAGCAUUUUGUUCUUGGCGACGAAAGGAUCUAUCGCGUGGAGAAGCGUCUUGUGCAAUGCCUCGCCACUCUUGGUCAGGAUUUGGGUGGCCUGAGAAGUGCAGCUCGAGCUCAGUUCGCAUUCAUCAACCAACCGCACUCCUUCGACGAGGAUGCGACGCCCAUUGCUGAUGCAUCAAAGAGUGUGUUGACUUCCUCUCCGAUAGACUCGGCCGCUCAGGAGCCACACUACUUCAGUAGCCUGGACGUCAUCUCCGAGUCUCCUGAGAUACCAGUCCUGUCUACAAAUGGCCGGCCUCGCUCCCAGGAACGACCGCGCAGGGCUGACAAUGCUCCGAAGAGGACCGAAAGUGUGGACUUUGCCUCUCCUUUUGGUUGGGAGACGCCCUAUUCUACACAAAGCGCGACUGAGCCAGGGUCUCCCGAAGCGCGCGACAACAUUGGAGGGCCUAACAUUGCAAAGAGUCCCGGGGACAUGUUUCAAUCAUUCAUCAGUCAGCUGGGUCCUCCCACCAAAUCGCUCGUCUAUACACUGAAGCAGGUGCUUGACGAGUUACCAUUCCAGACUGCAGCGAAAAGCAGGAAUCCGUGGGUGGCACGGGAGGCACAGGUGGCUGUGACUGAGCGUUUCCACACCAGUCUGAAGCAAGCAGUCGAACUUUAUCGACGGUCACGAAAGGAAGCGCUCGGUGCUUUGUACCAAAAUCGCGCCAUCAACGCGGCUUUGACUGCCCGAUAUGGCAUGAACAGCAGUUUCGCGAGUAUAGACUCGUCAACAUCCAGCGAUGGCCCACCCGCAGGAGAAAGAUAUCAAAUGAGACGCUCAAAGACUCUGUUCGAUCGACAGCCCAAUGAGGUCAUCGCAGAUAUUGAAGAAGUAUCGGCAUGUUGUGGGCAUUUUUCAUUCUCCUUGCUGGAUUUCGCUGAGGAUGUUUUGACGUACCUCAACGUUCUCGACGACCUCAAAGCUGAGACGGAGGCCCCGACAAAGUCCUGGAACUGGCUCGCGUUUUGGAAGAAGCGGCCGAAAAAUCUCGGUCCAAGUUUGAAGCGACACAACACCUUUGUAGAUCGUAACGAGGACACGGUUGAUCGGUACAACAUUCCCUCUCCCAUUAGGAAAGCGGACAAUUUCGCCGAUCCAGAGAAGGCGCCGCAUGGGAAGCCCUGGUACUAUACAAUCUACAAAGCCUCCCGAUUUCUACGUCGGGAUGACACUAGAUUUGCCAUCAAAGUCGGAUUUGGAGCUGCAUUUUACGCUCUACCUGCAUUUUUAGCAGAGACGAGACCGUUCUUCCUCCGUUGGCGCGGCGAGUGGGGACUGGUCUCGUACAUGGUGGUGUGCUGUAUGACUGUCGGAGCUUCCAACACAACUGGAUUCAACCGUGUCUUUGGAACAUUCAUCGGUGCAUGCUGCGCUGUUGUGGCUUGGCUCAUAGCCAAUGAUCACGGAGUAGCAAAUCCAUACCUAUUGGCGUUCUUUGGCUGGCUCAUGUCUAUCGGCUGCUUCUACAUUAUCGUGGCAAAAGGUGAUGGGMCGAUGGGACGUUUCAUCGUUCUGACCUACAACCUGAGCGCACUCUAUUCUUACAGCUUGUCUAUACACGACGAUGAUAAUGACGACGACGAAGGAGGCAUCGAUCCCGCGAUAUGGGAAAUUGUACUCCAUCGUGUCGUUAGUGUGAUUGUGGGAACAUUAUGGGCGAUAAUCGUCUGCCGAUGGAUUGCCCCAAUCUCUGCCCGAAGUAAGCUCAGAGCAGGUCUCUGUGUGCUCUGGCUACGCAUGGGCCUUGUCUGGAAGCGCGACCCGCUUGCCAUGUUUCUGCUGGGAGAACCGCAAACUACCUACAUGGACAUCCGCGAAGAGUCUGAGCUCCAAACUUUCUUGGCUAGUCUACGAGGCCUGCUCAAAGCGGCGGCUUCUGAGUUCGAGCUCAGUGGCCCGUUCCCUGUCAAGAGUGUCGGACGGAUGCUGGACAGUGCUGGACAAAUGCUCGAUGCCUUUCAUGCGAUGAACGUGGUCAUUUCGAAAAACCUUCACUAUACAGCGGGCGAGGCUGCCGUGUUGAGGUACACGAGACCUGAGCGUUUCGCUCUUUCGGCGAGAAUCAGUCAUCUCUUCACUGUGCUCGCCAGCAGCAUCAAGUUGGAGUAUCCUAUCGCCGACGUGCUGCCCAACAUCGAAGACAGUCGCGACAGACUGCUCGCAAAAAUAUCCGACUUUCGAGGAACACAGGACGGCAAGGAGCUCACCACCGAGCAGGAUUACGAAAUGCUGUAUGCAUAUGUUCUGGUUACUGGACAGCUUGCGGAGGACAUAUUAUCAGUGACUGCAGAGAUUGAGACGCUCUUUGGCACGCUCAACGAGGAAAAUCUCACGUUGCAUUAG